GUUUCAUUCAGACGUUUUGAGUUAACACAUCGACAGCCGGAAAAACGUGAAUCCAGGAAAAGUGCAAGUUUUUCGCGAUAUCUUUACGUGUUUGGUGAAAACCCGGUCGUGUGUUAUGGUAAUUUUGUUGGCCGGUCUUCAGCCCGCAGCUUAACAUUUGUCGUAGUCCCUUCCCCCCGAGACGAGAAGUAGUGCACGAAGAUGAACGCGAUGUACCACAUGAAACCGCUGCAAAAGCUGGAUGAUGCUUGCGACUUGCCAAGUUGCAUGUACAAGCUGCAGCCGGUAUCCACGUUUUCCUUUGAUCCUGCGGCUAAAAUUCACGGCCUGAAAGGCGAACCACUAAGCGCCAGCACAGCCGCCGAUCCGAUGUCUGCCGAAAUUGAUAAUUUGCUUAAAAAGGCUGAGAACGACGAGCUGAGCAAGUUGGCUGAAAGGCAGCAACGGGUGCUACAGCAGCUAGCGGCCCUGAAGCAGGAUCUUCUGUCGCUGCGGACUGAACUGAAGCUCAAUAACAAGCCUGCAACUGCAUCGUCACCAUCUCCGCAAAAGACGAAAGGCCAGCUAAAAGCUGAACCUAUCAACCUCACCUACUUGCAAGAUUUCGUCAUCAAUGCCAGUCCGGAGCACGUGCCGUACAGUUUGCUGGCACUGAAGAACCUCUGGAAGGACCGACUAAAUCUGCAGGUGGAAUGUUUCACGCACUCCACGGUGCCGAAGCUAAGCGAUGAGGCCAUCAACUUUCAGAAAGCCAUUUCAUGCACCAGCGAUGCCAUCGCUAGCCAGCUGCCCGUCAUCAAAGUUACAUUGAUUUGGAAAAAUGUUGGCACGUACACCGAGAUGAUCACCUCCCCCACAUCUUACGUCCCAAUCUGCGGUGAAGUGAACAUUCUGCGCUAUCUUUCGCGCUGUGGCCCAAGCGAGUUCAACUAUGAGCUACUGGAGAACGUGGUUGAAGUCGACUCGAUACUGGAUGCUUGCUAUCUGUUGAUCAACAAGCAGAACAUCAAACAGCGCCAACAGAUCCUCCGUACGCUUGGCGCGAAACUGGGCAAAACGAUCGGCUUCGGUGGUGAGGAUAUUUCGAUGUGCGAUAUCGCUUUCACGAGUGCCGUCAAGCAAGUGCAACGCACGAUCAGCAAGGACAUUAACCCCAACAUGGCCAAGUGCAUCGCGCGCGUUACUACCAUAGUAGGCAUGUAAAGAUGGUAUCGUCUUUGGCUUCAGCAGGCUUUGGCUUCAGCAGGUGGAUGAGCCAGUUGCAAGCGUGAGUGUUGUUUCUUCCUUUUAUUUUGUUUCAAUAUUUAUUCGAUUAUUCGAUUUAAAAGGAUAAAACUGCUCGAUACUCAGCUUACAACACAUUCGCAAUGAUCAAAACAAAUAAAUCGAAAGUCUUUUCGAGAUUCGCAUUACAAACUAAA
Anopheles aquasalis is the source of this 1421-nucleotide messenger RNA. RefSeq names its product aaRS-interacting multifunctional protein 2 (gene AIMP2). The record is from RefSeq and is a predicted model, not a curated record. Gene Ontology annotation, cellular component: aminoacyl-tRNA synthetase multienzyme complex. Lineage: Eukaryota; Metazoa; Arthropoda; Insecta; Diptera; Culicidae.